This is a messenger RNA of Cuscuta campestris, 4188 nucleotides long. The record is from the annotation of a GenBank genome assembly. NCBI's taxonomy places the organism in Eukaryota, Viridiplantae, Streptophyta, Magnoliopsida, Solanales, Convolvulaceae.
CAGCGACGGGAUGAAAGGGACAACGCAUAACAGGGAUGACGUCCGCUAGGCGACGAACCUCGAUCAGAGAAACUUUGACUAUGUGUAUUGUAUCCCCUAUAAAAGGGGUGAGACCCCUCAUUGUAAUGGAUCCAAGUUAGAAACGAAUAAACUCCUACUUUUCUCUUUCUCUCUCUCUAAAACUUAUAUUAUUCUUCAUUCUCGGUGGUUCUCAACCAUCAAAUUGGUGCUUUCAUUGAGAGCUGAGGAACAUACUCGUAGGUUAACUCCUCAACGCGAGAAUGGUGCAAACCAGGAGCAACGUUCCCACCACCAGCCACGUCGGCGGCGAGGAGAUCGCUCCGGGCAGCGGCAACGGCACGGGUGGCAUCGCUUCGACUCCGGACGCGGUCCAGGCGCUGUUCGGGUUGGGGGUGACCACGGAGCAGCUCCAGGCGGCCGUUGCGGCACUUUCCGCCAUGGGUGGGAACGUGCCCGGUGCCGGGGUUGGCAAAGCUCCGCUCGGUCACCACAUCGAGCACGCUGCCACUUCCCAGCACAAGGGGAAGAAGACUCGGAGGAGCAGGAGGAGGCCCGGCAAGGGCCCGAUGAUCGAGGAGGUGUUGGUGGAGGACGUCCCAGAAGGGGAGGACGAUGAGUCUAGUGAGUGUAGAGUCUCGGCCUUCAAACGCUUGGGAGGCGAGGAAACCCGAGUGUCGGCAUUCGACCGGCUCAACCGCGGAACGGAAGGCCGCUUAGGUGAUCUUCGCCGGCAGAUCUCCGAAGGCAGGCGGAGGAACGCCGAGGAAUCAGCGACCUCAGAUGCGCGCUCGGCAAGACCUGAGCGAACCGAAGGCCGAAGGGAAGAGCGAACUCAGCGUCGCCAGAGCCCAACCAGAACCGAGAAGACAAAGGUCCCUGAACGGGGUAUGACUGAGCUUGCACGCGAGAUUACCGAGCUCAAACGCCGAGUAGAGACAAAGUCCCCCUACAGCCAGCCCAUCUUGCGCACGGUAACCCCGUUUACACCGAGGGUGAUGUCAGUUCCGCUGCCGACAAACUUCCGUCCGUGGCAGAUCAAGGCUUACAGCGGGACGACGGACCCCCAGAAUCAUUUGUCAAAGUUCUAUGCUUCGAUGGAGGCGGCGGCAGCCCCGGACGAGGUCAAGUGCAGGCAGAGGCUGCCUUAUUCCCACCUGCUCAACAUAUGCAUCCGCAAGGGAGAAAAGGUCUACGACUUCAUAGUCCGGUGGGAGAAGGAAGCCAGAGACGUGCAUGGGGCGGAUGACCAGGCGUUGGUUGCCAUGUUCCAAGCAGCCCUUCCCCGCGGAGAGGUGAGGAAGGAGCUCCGCAAGAAUCCUCCCCCCACGUACCAAGAGACCUUGGCGCGCGCAAAGUUCUUAGCCUCGGAGGAGUUCGAUGACGCCCCAGAAUCCGAGGCCGCGCCGGCUAAGCGUGCUCCAGCGGAUUCGGGAGAGACCGCGAAGAAGAGGAAGAAGAAGAAAGACUAUACCGCGGGCCCGAGGACGUCCUCGGUCGGAGUAUACUCCGUGGGCGCCCCCGUGGGGGCGGGUCGAGAGCUUUCCCUUUCCCCGCUCCCCCACGUAGAGGCUUACGCGGUGUCCAGCGGAACUAAGUAUUGCGAGUACCAUCGUAACAACACUCAUAACACUAAGGAAUGCUUCACUCUCCAGAAGGAAAUGCAGCGACUCAUCGCCCGAGGGCCGCUUCCGCGAGACGACGCGGCUACCCCCUCCCGGAGGUCGCCGGAAGGAAGAACUUGGAGGAAGCCGACUGAGCCAAUCGCAGUGGCGACGCAGGCAAGGAACCCGGAGAAGAGGCACAUCGGGCGGGAGUGCGACGAUCUGAACGAAGCCGAAGCCCAAGGAUAUCUGGUGGGAUUUAUCCAUGGGGGAAACAUUGGCGGGGACUCCGCCGCUCAAAGGAAGAGGUGGAAGCACAUGGCCUUUGUCACCAAGGUCCAUCAGGCGCCGACGCCCAAGCUCGGAAGACGAGAGCAAAUCCAAUUCACGGAGAAGGAUCUUCCAAACACGCCGAGUCCCCACUGGGAUGCCUUAGUCGUGAAGAUAGAGAUCAACGACGCCAUAGUACACCGCACCUUGGUGGACACGGGAAGCUCAGUCAAUAUAAUGUAUGAGAAAACAUUCCAAGACCUCGGUUUGAACCGCAAGGACUUGAGGCCUGUGCGCACUCCUCUCUCCGGAUUCACGGGGGACUCCAUCGAGGCCGAGGGAGUUAUCGCCGUAUCCGUGAUAGUAGGGGAUGGUGCGCACAAGGCGAAGCUGAAGAUGGAGUUUAUGGUUGUGAGCAUCAACUGUGCGCACAACAUGAUCCUAGGGCGGCCCGACCUUGAGGACUUGGAAUGUGUGAUCUCCCCGUACUACUUAUGCAUGAAGUUCCCCACUCCGUCUGGCAUCGGGGUGGCGAGGGGAGACCAAAAGUUGGCCCGAUCGUGCUACGUAAGAAUCACGAAGAAGUUGCCGAGGGAUGAGACACUGGUCGUACACGCGCAAGAGGAAAUGCGCAAGCUGGAAGCUCGGCCUUCGGCCGAGCCCGCAGAGGAAGUCGAGGAAGUGCCGCUCGACCCACAAGUGCCCGAGCGGAAGGUUAAGGUCGGGGCGAGCCUAACGACGAGCCAGCGGAGGCGCUUGGUGGAAGUGCUCGCCGCCUACCGCGUGAUCUUCGCGUGGGGACCUGGGGAUAUGCCGGGGGUGGACCCCAAGAUCAUAUGUCACUGGUUGGCGGUCGACCCGGAGUCUAGGCCGAUCGAGUUCAAGCCAAGGCCAACGAUCAAGGGCCAAGCGCCGGCCGACUUCGUGGUAGAAUGCACCGCCCGAGAAGAGCCGAGCCCGGAACUUGAAGCCGACGACUGGUGGACAGUUUUCACCGACGGCUCCUCCGCCACCAAAAACUCGGGGGAUGGAGUGGUAGUCAUCGCUCCCGAAGGCUUCAGAGCAUAUUACUUAAUCCGAUUCGGCUUCAAGGCAUCAAAUAAUGAGGCGGAGUAUGAAGCGCUCUUGUGCGGGUUACGUCUGGCAGCCGGGAUGAACGCGACGAAGCUAAGGAUAAAGUGUGAUUCGAAGUUGGUGGUUGGCCAUGUGUCGGGAGAGUUCGAAGCGAAGGACAAAAGAAUGAAAAAAUAUACAGAUACGGCCCUAGAACUACUUAAAACUUUCACCGCGUAUAGUGUCGAGCAGAUCCCUCGGGCGGAGAACGCCGAGGCGGAUAUCUUGUCGAAGCUGAGCUCAGACAUGCCCGAGCACAUCAGACGAAUGGCGAAUGUGGAAGAGCUGUCCGAGCCGAGCAUCCAUGCUUUCCCCAUGGCAAUGAUCUGUGCUCAGCCCAGAGAUUGGACGGACGACAUAGUCGCCUUCCUGAAGGAUGGCACCCUCCCAGACGAAUCAAUGAAGGCCAAGUUGCAAGUCAUCUGCCGCUUCGGCGUUCCAGAGCACAUAAUCACGGAUAAUGGGACACAAUUCGAGUCCAAGCCCUUUAACGACUUCCUUGGGAGCUGGGGGAUCAAGCAUAGCUAUGCGUCGGUUGGGUACCCACAGACAAAUGGAGAGGUCGAGAACGCCAACCGAACGAUAGUCUACAGGCUGAAGCGGAAGUUGGAGGCCUGCAGAGGGGAGUGGGCAGAGGAGUUGCCUUACAUCCUAUGGACCUACCGGACCACGCCUAGAAGGGCGACCCAGGAAACCCCCUUCGCCUUUUGCUACGGAUUCGAGGCGAUGGCUCCUGCAGAGAUCUCCAUCGCAACCCACCGGGAGGAGAUCUUCGACCCCGAGCGUAACGAAGAAGCCCUGGCAGCCGAGCUCCAUCUUGUGCAUGAGAGGCGAGAAGCAGCCUUCAUACGAGCAGAGAAUUACUGAAGGAAGGUAAAGAGCUACCAUGACGGGCGUGUGCGCGCACGGGGGUUCAUCGAAGGAGAGUGGGUGCUGCGCAAGAGGUCCGUGAGCCGCCCCCUGGAAGGUGGAAAAUUUGCCAAGAAUUACGAAGGCCCCUACAUCAUCAAAGAAGUGGUAGGCCCCUCAACGUUCCGCCUGCAGACGCCGAGUGGAGGGGAUGUGCCAAGGACUUGGAAUGCUGAGAACUUGGUUAAGUUUUUUAUCAAUAAAUUUCGAAUGUACACGGGCCUGAGAAAGGGAACCCGCAACACCAUGAUUGAAUUAAAUGAAAUGGAAUUUU